AUGUUUCUACUGUUACUGGCUUUCACAAGUUUCGCCAUCGCAUCUCCAUUGCUGCUGCCCUACAGACUUCUCAUACAUUAUUUCAUUGGAGUUCUCCCACAGGCUUUGGGAAAUAUGAUACAUCUACUGAUGAUUCUUUUCGAUCCGGAGGAAUUUCGCUCUAUCCUGCAUGAUUUGAAUCUUGUCGACGACCAACUCCGGGAAAUGGGGGCUCUGAUCCAAUCUCCAAACCUGACCAAAACUAUGGCUGUAAUCGUUCUCUCGCAGUUGUGCGCACUCUUAAAGAGUCUUACCUUAAUAUACAUGUUGAUUGGAUACACAAAUAUGAUCGCUUUGUACCUGGUGUUCAACGCGGCUUGGAAUCAACACCUGACGUUCGUUCAACUGAUUCACAGUAGGUUCUCGGCAUUGAACGAUCAGCUGACCAGGAUAGCAGCAUCAGCUGAUCAGACCUUGCUGCAGAUUGUCGAGACCCGCCUGGACUCAGUGUUCCGCGUCCACUCCACCCUCCACGUCAUCGUGUCCAACGUCAACUCUCACUUUUGUGUCUUCAACCUCUUCUACGUCACUUCUUUGUUUUUCAACAUGGUCUUUUUUUCUUACGACACAUUCGAUAUGAUGAUCCAAGAAAAAUCAUUGAUCGAUUAUAAAAUCUACAUUACUCUUUACCUGUUGGUAAAUCUUGUGUGUCAGAUUGUCACAUGCCAUCUGUGCGCCAACGAGGCCAACAGAACCGCGGAGAUUGCUCAUCACAUUUUGCACAGAGACUCGCCUUCUCUCUGGGAAAAGAUCGGGAACUAUUCCCGUCUGACGAUUGACAACCCGGUUAAGUUCACAGUCGGUGGAAUCUUUACGUUCAACAUGGAACUUUUGACGAAGAUUGCAGCGAUGACUUUCUCGUAUUUGGUGAUCGUAUUUCAACUGAAGGACAUUGAUCUGUUUGUGCCUGUGUCGAAAAACAAAACUGCUGUCAACUCAACUGUUGGUUAA
Messenger RNA from Macrosteles quadrilineatus (aster leafhopper), 990 nucleotides. RefSeq lists its product as uncharacterized. The coding region runs from base 1 to 990 and encodes 329 amino acids. The record is from RefSeq and is a predicted model, not a curated record. Gene Ontology annotation, biological process: sensory perception of taste. The transcript has a single exon. NCBI's taxonomy places the organism in Eukaryota, Metazoa, Arthropoda, Insecta, Hemiptera, Cicadellidae. Gene Ontology annotation, cellular component: neuronal cell body; membrane; dendrite.